Pocillopora verrucosa is the source of this 604-nucleotide messenger RNA. The record is from RefSeq and is a predicted model, not a curated record. Lineage: Eukaryota; Metazoa; Cnidaria; Anthozoa; Scleractinia; Pocilloporidae.
CAAACAAAUAUAUUUAUCCAUGGGAAUUAAGCCAGAUAGCGACUGCAAAAAUAGGUGUCUCAUGGAAAAUACCUGUGUGUCCGUCAACGUUGGCCCACCCAGCAAGAACGGAUUCAGGGUCUGUCAACUGAGUGAUUCUGAUCACAUUCAACAUCCUGAUGACCUUACACCCCAAGAAGGAUACCAGUAUUGGGCUUCAAAGAAUCCAUGUUCAAGCAGCCCUUGUCUUCCUAAUGCAACCUGUCUAAAUGGGUUUACAGAUAAGAGAUACAUUUGCUUGUGUCAAGUUGGUUUUAAGGGAAAACAAUGUGGAAAAAAAGUUGAGUACAAUUCACUUGGUUGUUUUAAAGACAGUACUCCCCACGCUCUCCCGUUGCUACUAGUAAACUUCCGGGGUAACAUCGAUUGGACUGAUAUGACGAAAAUCGUUCGAGCAUGUGCAGAGAUCGCCAAGGACCGUGGCCUUCGCGUAUUUGGAAUCCAGUAUUACGGAGAAUGUUGGAGUGGACUGGACGCCGAAAACACGUACAAUAAGUACGGACUUUCCGGAAACUGUUGGAAUGGAGUGGGAGAGGGUGGAGCCUAUUAUGUGUACAAAAUAUGA